This is a messenger RNA of Mycena citricolor, 1090 nucleotides long. NCBI's taxonomy places the organism in Eukaryota, Fungi, Basidiomycota, Agaricomycetes, Agaricales, Mycenaceae. The record is from the annotation of a GenBank genome assembly.
CACAUCCUCAAGGAUCUCAAUGACAUCGUCGCGAAGACCGUGACGGAAGUGCACGGCGCCAUCGUAAUCACCAUCUCGCUCGGACAUGAACUCGAGGCUGUCCCACCACGCACGAGCCGGCGGCCCAACAUGUGCUCAAGAAUCUGCCUUUUAAAGGGCGCGUCAAGCAUAAAGUCUAUGCCACUCUUUAUCUCGACCCCAGGCCCUGAGCUCCUGGACCGAACGCUACGUCUUCUCUGUGGGCUUAUUCUUGCGCUUCUUCUCUUUCUCAACAUGCCUCGGGACAUGAGCUACAGAAAACCAGUCCCUGCUUACAUUCCUUCUCCUCCACCUUCUCCAGCGGCAGGCUUCCGCGAACGCAUGUCGUUUGGAGAUGCUAGUGGCUACCCAGAAGACGUGCCGGGCAGCGUGGCUGACUCGUUCUCCAACCAUCCUAAUUCCUCAUUGUCCUCUGUACACACACUGCCGAGACAUCGAAAUGAGCUGGUCUCAGGUGCUCUACAAGUGCCACGGAUAGCACCGCCUGUAUACGUCAGAACGAGCUUUUUCCGGGUGCAAACCUACCGACCUCCUACCCCACCCAAAGGACGAGAACCUACACACUUGCCCAAAUACCAGGUCAGCAUCCUCGAAGCACCCGCUCAUAGCAACUCUAAACGCAUUUCUCCAGCCUCGACCGUCAGGCAUGUCGUCGCAAAACCAGUCCUUUUCACACUGUUCCUCAAUCUUGACAUCGUCCACCUACGUCGACUUGAAACUCGCCACCGUAGAGAAAUCUGGGAAUCGCUCAUGGUGGCAGAAGCUCAAAGAUUGGGGUCGCUCGAUUAGAUCUCGUGCGAGGCAGCGCUUUCGGGUCUGGUUACCUUGAUUCAGGAUGAGAAUGUGGCCCAUUUGUGUAGGUCCAUUUACUCAAUGUAGCCAUCAGAGUUAUGUAUCUGUACGUACGUACGAGUUCAAAUGAAUAUGUAUCACCUCCUCGACGUUGUCGACAUCAGCGAUUAACUCACAGGCUGCAUCGGAUUACACUACAGUACCCCUAUUUCUAGUUUCCUCGGCCCGGAGACAGACGUGGUGACCCGAUUGAUGCAUU